Molecule: messenger RNA, 1278 nt
Organism: Dipodomys ordii (Ord's kangaroo rat)
Lineage: Eukaryota; Metazoa; Chordata; Mammalia; Rodentia; Heteromyidae
Product: protein FAM47B-like
Exons: 1
Coding region: 1-1278 (425 amino acids)
Source: RefSeq, a predicted model, not a curated record
AUGGCAGAACACACUCGGAGAUGUUCCUUGCAGCCAUGGGUACUAAGGCCAAUGCCCCCAAGCACAGUCCACAAGCGUUGGCCCACUGACAAGCCAUCUUCCAAAUGUAUUGUCAUAGCCCACGAGGAGAUUCUCAGGGCUCCCUCUUCCCUGGAAGGCCGAAGAUGGCUAUUUCUGAAGAAAGGGCAAGAUGACUUCAGGAGAGGCUGUCCAUCCUGUAAAGAUCUGAUAAUUCCAGGAUCCAAGGAGGCCUUUCUCCCAAUGAUUAGUCGCAUAUACCAGCCCAGGGAUCCCACGAAGAUGCCCAAGAGUGCAACGUUGUAUUCGUCACUCUCUCAAGCCCAGCAAGCACGCAGGGCAUUCGUGAAAGCCAUCGAAGCCCAAAUAAGCCAGAAGCAUCCCUUGGCUCUCUACCCAAAUUUGGAAGAUAACAUAUCUGAAGAGCUCUUACUGGAGGUGCUGGAAUUGCUGGACCCUGAAAGGAAACUGGAGAGUACGUGGGAUUAUUGUGAGAACGGCAAGAAAAGAAUGGAAAUAGAGAAAUCCUUUAAGUCACCAAAACUCUCUAAAGAUAUGAAAAUGCUCCUGGAACCUCCCAGGGUUCCUGGUGGCCAUCCAGAUCUUUUGCCUAUGAGGAAAAGGCGAAUCUCAAAGGAGUUGGUUGAAGCUGCUAUGCGGAGAUACAUACCCAAAGGAGUCUAUGAUUUCUGCAAAUGGGUUCAGAGUCUUGGAGACUUGGACAUUAAUGAAAACAUGGUAACAGAUCAAUUUGGUGUGGAGUUUGAGUGCAAACCAACCUAUACGGAUUCCUGCAUCAAGAAAGUAAACCUGAUUCCUGUAGAGCUCAGGUACUGCAGGAAACUAAGCAGAGUGAAGCAGAUAAGAUUCUCCCUCCAGGAAACAAGCUUUGAUAGGAGACGCCGGAAGCCACCUGAUCCGUAUAAAUCCCGCUGGGUGAAGAUAAGGUAUGGAGCUUGGUACCUGAGGCCUGAAUUGUGGAAAAAGCUAGUAAAUGAUGAGCCUCUGAUUGACCCCAAGGCCUUCGUUGAGAAACCUUAUCCCCCAGAUAUCAUUGAUGAACUUUAUGGAACAAUUGCAUUCAAGGAUUUCAUAAUGAGCAAAGGCUACAGUAUGCCAGCUAUCCUUGAGAAGUUUUUCUUCAGGAAAGGAUGGGAUUACCAUGAUGUUAAUACUCCUAUCCCGAGAGCAGUAAGAGCUCAUGAACUGAAAUAUGCGGAUGACGAUGAUGACGACGACGAUGAUGACGAUGAUGACUAG